Messenger RNA from Bactrocera tryoni, 1969 nucleotides. RefSeq names its product opsin, ultraviolet-sensitive. Bases 150 to 1784 code for a protein of 544 amino acids. Gene Ontology annotation, biological process: G protein-coupled receptor signaling pathway; visual perception. The record is from RefSeq and is a predicted model, not a curated record. The transcript has 4 exons. Gene Ontology annotation, cellular component: membrane. NCBI's taxonomy places the organism in Eukaryota, Metazoa, Arthropoda, Insecta, Diptera, Tephritidae. Gene Ontology annotation, molecular function: G protein-coupled receptor activity.
UGCAACAGCAUACAAGGGCUGCCGUCAACGCCAACAGCAGCUGCUGCCACAUCAACUUUGACAUUCUCAUAAGCAAAAUAAGCACCAACAUAAUUGCCUUGAACGUGUUGCUCGGGGCACAGACAGCGACUGUAUGCAACAUUGCUGAAAUGGUUAUCACGUGGCGUGUCCGGAAUAGCAAUCGUCACCGCAGCGGCAUUAACAAGCGAGCGAGCAACAGUUUAAGCAACAACAACAACAGUGACAGCAACAACGCUUCGAGCAUUUCCAACACGACGCCAAUGAUUGGGAGUACCAACAGCUACAACAACAAUAACAGCACCACCAAUAAUAAUAACGGUAAUUUUGGCAGUCAAACUGGACGUGCCAUUAUGUCCGUCGCAACAACAAUAGCCUCAACCUCCGCCUCCAUGGCGCUGGCGAAUAUACCCAGCAAUCUGUUGCCGCCCGCCGGCAGUGUCGACGGCUUCGACAACAACAGCACAAACAAUAACUGGUCAGUCGAUGGCGUUAGUUGGCCGACGUUGAAUCAAUCAGUGACAGACAAAGUCGACUUAAUUGAAGUGGAUUUGGCAAAUGGAUCGCUAAGCUCUGCUUAUCCUGCGCUAAGACGUUACCAUGGCGACUAUGAUGUUUCAUAUAUAGAGAGAAUAAACCCAUUUUGGUUGCAAUUCGAACCGCCAAGCACACGCACCUACUAUAUUAUGGCCAUAAUCUAUAUCAUCAUAUCAAGCAUCGGUUGUCUUGGCAAUUCACUGGUCAUAUUUAUGUUCGUACGUUGCAAAUCAUUGCGCACACCGGCCAACACAUUGGUCAUCAAUUUGGCUGUAAGUGAUCUGCUCAUGUUAAUGAAAUGUCCCAUUGCGAUCUUUAAUAAUUUCAAGCAGGGUCCAGCGCUUGGUGAUAUUGGUUGUCGCAUUUACGGCUUCGUUGGCGGUCUCAGUGGCACCGCAUCAAUAGGGACUCUAACUGCCAUAGCACUCGAUCGGUACAAUGUAGUCGUACAUCCGCUCGACCCGCUGCGCAAGACAGCCAAAGUGCGUUCCGCUUAUAUAAUCACAUUAAUUUGGAUUUACAGUUUUGCCUUCUCCAUUGUGCCAGCGCUAGAUAUUGGUCUAUCUGUGUAUGUGCCGGAAGGUUUCCUCACCACUUGUAGUUUCGAUUAUCUGGACAAAGGUGUGGGACCGCGCAUAUUUAUGUUCUCAUUCUUUGUAGCCGCUUGGUGUGUGCCCUUCGGCAUCAUUUGUUUCUCCUACUUCUACAUACUGAAAGUGGUGUUCGCCGCUAAUCGUAUACAAUCUAGCAAAGACAAAAAUAAGACUGAACAAAAAUUGGCGCUCAUAGUGGUGGGCAUAAUCGGUUUGUGGUUUCUAGCCUGGACACCGUACUCCAUCGUUGCGAUGAUGGGCGUUUUUGGCAAGCAAAAAUAUCUAACCCCACUGGGUUCCAUGAUACCGGCACUCUUCUGCAAGACUGCCGCCUGCAUUGAUCCAUACUUCUAUGCGGCGACACAUCCGCGGUUUCGCAUGGAAUUCCGACGUCUAUGGCUGGGUCGCGGCCACUUGCGGCGCAGCUCAACGACGCGCUCCUCAUAUCUGACACGUUCGUCGACGCGCCGUUUACGCGUUAUCAGCGAUGUGGACGUGCGAAAUCGCAGCAGUGAAAAUACGAAAAAGCAAAAUAAUUUGCAGGCUCUGCAGGAAGUGACAGAGGAGAACGAUGAGGAUUAUGACUUUUCAAUACCGGGAAAUUUUAGUGACGGCAUAGAGCAAAGCCGUUUUUAAUAGAAGGUGGCACAUGUUUUUAAAUGUAAAUAGGACAGUUGUUGUAGUCGCAGAAUAAUACUGUUAUACGCAUAAAAAAACUCCGUUAGUUUACUAAGUACAUGAAUACUCGUAUGUAGCUAUAUGUAUGUUGGAAGGUGUGUAGGUGAUAUGUGAUUUAUGAAAGCGUAGUUUACGUAUGCAUU